Molecule: messenger RNA, 826 nt
Organism: Cottoperca gobio
Lineage: Eukaryota; Metazoa; Chordata; Actinopteri; Perciformes; Bovichtidae
Product: olfactory receptor 10A6-like
Biological process (GO): G protein-coupled receptor signaling pathway; detection of chemical stimulus involved in sensory perception of smell
Cellular component (GO): membrane
Molecular function (GO): odorant binding; G protein-coupled receptor activity; olfactory receptor activity
Source: RefSeq, a predicted model, not a curated record
UAAGUUUUGACAAACUCUGAGUAAGAUUCAAACCAAUAAGAUUACUUUGUGAGUCUUUGUGUUUAACUGUGUGGUGUCCAUAUUACACAAGAAAGAAAUGGAGAACUCCACUAAAGUUGUGUAUUUUGUGCUGGCUGCCUAUGGCAACAUUGGAAAGUUAAAAUACCUGUAUUUCAGCUUAAUGCUGUUAUGGUACCUCUCCAUAUGUGUGGCCAACACAAUUCUUAUUGUGGUUAUAUAUGUGAACAGAAGUUUGCAUGAUCCGAUGUAUAUUAUUAUGAGUGAAAUAGGUGGCAGUACAUCAAUUUAUCCUCUUCUGCUCUCACAGAUGUUUUCAGAUACCCAUGAAGUGAUUCUGCCAUGGUGUUUUCUGCAAAUGUGUUGUCUCUACACAUGUGGUUCUGUUGAGUUUUGCAGUUUAGCUGCCAUGGCCUACGACAGAUACGUCUCUAUUUGUUAUCCUUUACAAUACAAUGUUAUUAUGAACACAGGGAGAAUAAGUAUGAUUAUUCUGUUUGUAUGGCUGUAUUCAUUUCUUAACUUUAUAUUCUUAUUUUCAUUCGUCAUCCGUUUGACAUUUUGUGGAAAUGUCAUUGAUAAAGUGUUUUGUGACCAUCACUUAGUAAUUAAACUUGCAUGUUCAGUUUCAAUAAUUAUCAAGAUAUCCGACCUGCUUUUUGCCUUUGUGACUAUGGUUGUACCAUUUAGUCUCAUUUCAGUCUCUUACGUGAAGAUUUUGGUUGUUUGUCUGAAAACAUCCAAAGAAAAAAAGGAAUCAGGUAUAGGCUGGGUUCCAGAGGAUAUGGAGACCCUCCUGCAGCCAUAA